UCGGGAGGUGAGGCGGUGGUGAUGCAGCCAGGCACUUAUUCAGCUAGGCAGUCAGGCGAGUAAGUCGCUGCUCCGCGCUCCGUAUGGUUACGCACUUAAAGUCCCUGUGGAACAUAUUUUUACUUUCUAGUUUUCUGUUGCUACCUCCGAAAGGAUUGUUUUGGAUGUGUUCUGAACGUACACCUUUUAGGCUAUUGUGUUAUCUCAACGUAGGUGGACUAACUGUAGGGGUAUUUGUGUUCAACCACUUAUUGCUUGUUUUUUCUACACGUAUAGCGUUGCUUCCAAGAAUCCGUGCGCUUUUCGGAUGUGUUUGCGGAGCAGCUUGACUAAAAUACUCGCGGAGCGAGGGGGACAAUAGUCUAGCAACAUAUUGCAGCUUCGCACGGACCGGAGAGGGAGAGCGCAAGAUUCGUAAAACUGUGACGCAUGAAUAGUAGGCUAGCCUAGACUAUGAAAAGGUUUGCAAUGAUGAAAAUGUGUUUGAAAACUAACAUCACCGGAAGCAGAGCCAUGCUCUCCCUCUCACUUACUUUGUAAUAAGGAAGAUCUGUGUCCAUUGUAAGUGCAGGCUUGAGGAGCAUGUGAUGACGGCCGUGCCUCUAGAGAUGGAGAAGACCGUCACUAAGCUGAUGUAUGACUUCCAGAGGAACUCCACCUCAGACGACGACUCAGGCUGCGCGCUGGAGGAGUAUGCCUGGGUGCCCCCGGGGCUCAAACCUGAACAGGUUCAUCACUACUACAGCUCCCUGCCCGAGGACAAGGUUCCCUAUGUGAACAGCCCAGGAGAGAAGCACCGCAUCAAACAACUCCUCCAUCAGCUGCCCCCACACGACAAUGAGGUUCGUUACUGUAACACUUUGGACGAUGAAGAGAAGAGGGAGCUCAAACUCUUCAGUAACCAACGGAAACGGGAGAAUCUGGGCCGCGGCAAUGUGAGACCAUUUCCCGUGACGAUGACUGGAGCGAUCUGUGAGCAGUGUGGAGGGCAGAUAAACGGAGGUGACAUUGCAGUGUUUGCGUCGCGGGCGGGCCACGGCGUGUGUUGGCACCCUGGCUGCUUCGUGUGCAGCAUGUGUGACGAGCUGCUGGUGGACCUCAUCUACUUCUACCAGGAAGGGAAGAUCUACUGUGGUCGGCACCACGCAGAGAGACUCAAACCACGCUGCUCUGCCUGCGACGAGAUCAUCUUUGCGGACGAGUGCACGGAGGCGGAGGGCAGGCACUGGCACAUGAAGCACUUCUGCUGUUUCGAGUGUGAGACGGUGCUGGGCGGCCAGCGGUACAUCAUGAAGGAGGGCCGGCCCUACUGCUGCAGCUGUUUCGAGUCCCUCUACGCAGAGUACUGUGACUCCUGCGGGGAGCACAUCGGCAUUGACCAGGGCCAGAUGACAUAUGACGGGCAGCACUGGCACGCCACAGAGGGCUGUUUCUGCUGUGCCCGCUGUAAGAGCUCCCUCCUAGGUCGCCCCUUCCUGCCCAAACAUGGACAGAUCUUCUGCUCGCGCUCCUGCAGCCUGGGGGAGGAGCCUAACGGGUCAGACUCCUCAGACUCCGCCUUCCAGAGCGCACGCUCCACUCGAGAGUCCCGCCGCAGCUCCAAGGCUGGAAAGAACGGGGGUCAGGCAGGGAGGUGUUCGGGUGAGGUGGACCCUCUCUCCUUACAGAUGGACCUGCUGAGUCUGUCUAGCCAGACGCCCAGUUUGACCCGCGAGCCGCCCGCAUGGAAGAGCCAGGGACAGGGGCGUGACACGUACCCCUACGAGGGCCGAUCAAACCCCACAGCAACACCCACCCCACUCCAUCUGCUCAGCCAAUGCAACGUCAGGACUGCAUAUAACUCCACCUCCCCCGGGCAGGGCAACCAACCAAACCACAGGUCCAAGGAGACGGGUGUCACCAAGAGGCCACCCAUCUCAGCCCUGAAAGGCCGCUCUAUGAAUGAGAACUGGUUCCAUCAGAGUUCAGAGGACUACUAUCCCCCCAAACUGAAACCCCAGCAAAGCUUUGACGUACCCCACGGCUUGUCCUACCACAACGGCUUCUCUGACAAGCGCUCGGUCAGUCUGCAUGUGUUCCAGAAGGACAGGGAGGUGGGGCCUCCCCAGAUGGGGCGCAGCAGGAACCCCAUCAGCGCACUUAGCUUCACGGAGCAGCUCACUCCCCUAGAGCAGACACCCAGGGGUUCCAUGGAGUCACUAGCCCUGUCCAACGCUACAGGAACGUCAGCAGACGGAGGAGGGAAGCGCCAGGAGCACCUGUCUCGUUUCUCCAUGCCAGACCUGAGCAAAGACUCUGGCAUGAACGUGUCAGAGAAGAGCAACAUGGGCACCCUCAACUCCUCGGUCCAGUUCCACAGCUCUGACUCCAUGCACAGCCUCACCUCAGGCCAGCCCUACAUGGAGCUGGAGCCCCCAGUGCAUGUGCAGUAUCCUCUGCAGUACUGUGAGCCCCCAGGCCUGGGGAUGGGUAUGAGCCACCUGCCAGCCGGCUUCACCUACCAGGAGGAGGACAGGGUCAGCCUGGUGAGCAGCGCCAACGCUGCCCGCCUCCCGCCCAUCAGCGAGCGCACGCGGAGACGAGGAGAGGGCCCGGGCAUGGCUGCCCCUGAAGACACCCCUCAGCGCCGGAGACACAAUCACCACCGCUCCCGUCGCUCCAGACGCUCCCGAUCGGAGAACGCCCUGCACCUGGCCGCUGAGCGCAGGGAGAGGCCCCAGCUGAGAGUCAGAGAGGACUAUGACCAGUUUCCCCCUCCGCGGGGCACUAGGGACACAUUUGGGAGUGCAGGGGGGAGGUGCAGGGGGCCGGAGCCAUUCAGGCAGUGCCCUCGCACCACCUCUGACCUCACCCUGCAGAAGCCCAGUGCCCACCGCCGUCUCGCCGGGCCCUACUCCUGGGACGACUACGAGGAUGAGGACGAGUGGUGCUCCACCUGCUCUUCAUCGUCUGAGUCGGAGGACGAGGGUUACUUCCUGGGAGAGCCCAUUCCUAGGCCCGUGCAGCUGAGGUACCUGAGCAGCCAAGAGCUCCUCCACAAGUACAGCUCCACGGGGGUGGGCGGUCCGCACCAAAUGAGCGGCAGAGGGGGACAGCUGCACACCCGCAAACGCCGGAAAAGCAAGAACUGCAUAAUCUCUUAAAAUUCACACCAUGGAAAGAGUCAAGAGAAAGUGCCCUCCCUCCCCCAGUAUACACUAACAUAGUUCAUCUGUUCAGAAAAGAGAAACAGACUUCUCAAGUUGAUGAGUAUUGUGAGGUUGACAGUGUUUUGAUAUGCAGUUGGGUAAACGGUUAACAGCACAAAUGUGUUGCAUGUUUAUCCAUUUAAUGUUUCAGAACAAGUUAUCCUGAUUAUUGGUUAUAUUUCUCUGACUCUCACACUGCACUCUGCUUGUCUGUCACCAUAUUUAUCAAAGCCAAAGUGCACUCGUAAUAAUAAUGUCAUUUCCAUGCAGCAACAGUAAGGUACAGACAAUUCAGUAAGGUCCAGCUUUUUCAUGCAAUGUGAUUUAGGUAUAUACCAGUGUACUCAAGUUUAUAGGCUGUACUGUAUAUACGUAAAUGAAUGAAUAAAUUCACUAAAUUAAGGAAGCAAUGUAAAUACUAUGUAAAUGAAGUCCCACAUAUUUUUAUAUUUUGUAUGGAUAGAAUCAUUGAUGUAUUGAAUAUCUAUAAUGUAGGACUAGAAAAUGCAUGCCCGUAAUUUGUUGAUGUGGUCCUGCAUUGGAAUAAAAUAGUAUUUCAGACAGAGA
Oncorhynchus gorbuscha (pink salmon) is the source of this 3755-nucleotide messenger RNA. Its product is annotated as prickle-like protein 2. The record is from RefSeq and is a predicted model, not a curated record. Lineage: Eukaryota; Metazoa; Chordata; Actinopteri; Salmoniformes; Salmonidae. The transcript is spliced from 8 exons. Bases 588 to 3143 code for a protein of 851 amino acids. Gene Ontology annotation, molecular function: zinc ion binding.